AUGACUCGGCCCUCGUUCUACCUUUACAGUCACGGGAUCUCCCCAAAUUUGCUCACUCUGGGCACGUCGGUGUAUGAAAACUAUGCCGAACCAGAGCUUCGAUCAGUGUCAUUUCCGAAAUUGAGUGAGUCGGACUUUGCUGAAUUGGUGAAACAAAAUCACAUCAUCUCACAACCAGUCAGCGGAUGCUUUGCGACGACAAAGGACCAGAAAUUUGGCCUAGGCAUCGAGGCACUGGACCUGGCAACAAUCGGGUAUGAGUAUGCGAGCAAAUGCAAGAGGCUUGUGGUUGCCAGAACCGGUCGUCGGGUGAUUCUUGGAAACAAUGACAGCAUAGAUACUUUCUUUGAGAAGGUCAUUCAGCAUGAAACCAUCCGCAAACGGCUUACCCGGUGGCUUUCUGUGGCGAAGAGUCAGUGGAUAUUUUAUGCAGCAACCUUCCAGAAGCCAAGGGUGUUUUGCGUGACAGGCUUUUAUGAGCUAGGAGACGGCCUGGCUAGGACCGACUGGGAGCAAACACAUUCGGCCACGCUUGGUAUUAGCUCUGCGAUCGUGGGGGCUACGGCUGGAGUGCCCAUCGGGGGAAAGAUCGGUCCGUUCAAGGAUGGGAGGUCAUUGACGGCCAAUCUCGUCCUGAAGGAGGAAAAUAUCUGGGUGGCGCGAUUCCACCAGCUCAAGGUGGAAUAUCUCCAGUUAGCGACAGGCGCCACGACAACACUCCCGUCAACAAUCAUGCUUUAUGAAGAUUGCACACAUCCUCGAGGAGGGUUGAUAAAUGAACCUCCCGUUGUUGAGGAAACGAGAGCAGUAGAGCUUGAGGAGGAGAUCAAAAUCGCAGACGGGGCUCGUAUUGGAGAGAGCCUUGAAGAUAUUGAAGAGAUCCCUGAUGUUUCCGUUCCAGGAAGUUCCUACUGGUGGGCGUUCGAUGUAGCUGAGUCACAUCUAAAGAGGGCGGAGGCGGAGGCGGAGGCGGAGGAGGAGGAGGAGGAGGAGGAAGAGGAGGAAGAGGAGGGAGAGGAGGGAGAGGAGGGAGAGGAGGGAGAGGAGGGAGAGGAGGGAGAGGAGGGAGAGGAGGGAGAGGAGGGAGAAGAGGGAGAAGAGGGAGAAGAGGGAGAAGAUGAGAAAGACGAUGAUGCCGACACCCACUAG
Messenger RNA from Cladophialophora bantiana CBS 173.52, 1149 nucleotides. RefSeq lists its product as uncharacterized. The transcript has 3 exons. NCBI's taxonomy places the organism in Eukaryota, Fungi, Ascomycota, Eurotiomycetes, Chaetothyriales, Herpotrichiellaceae. The record is from RefSeq and is a predicted model, not a curated record. Bases 1 to 1149 code for a protein of 382 amino acids.